Molecule: messenger RNA, 1325 nt
Organism: Thlaspi arvense
Lineage: Eukaryota; Viridiplantae; Streptophyta; Magnoliopsida; Brassicales; Brassicaceae
Source: the annotation of a GenBank genome assembly
AUGCUGAUGGAGAAGGGUCGUUCACCGAGUAGUCUGCUUGUGCUGGUCAUCCUGUUGAGGAGAUAUGGUCGAUGGUUUAUUCGAAUCACUGAAUCAGAGCCGUUGCUUUGGGACUAUGAACAAUUUGCUGUACAUUUGGUCUCUUUUCUUCAACCUCUGGUGAAAAGUCAAAAGAGCUUCUCUACAAGAAAGUGGAAAAUAUCCAAUCUUCUUCUCUCUUCAACCUUGAUCUCCAAGGCUGGGAGACUCGCGGGAAAAGAAGCUGCCUACUUUUUCCAGGAAUCCAAACACGCCGUUAAUCGCAUCGCCGAGAAGUCUCCGACCACCGGCAAAAAGCUUCCAUCUUCUCCGGCGGAUCCACCGGGUAUUCAGCCCGAUGUUCUUCCGGAGAUUCUACGCCAUUCUCUCCCUUCUAAAAUCUAUGGUCCACCUCCCGACCCUUCGUCCCUCUCCCAGUUCUCCAAAUGGACUCUUCCAUCCGACCCAAACGCAGUCGUUUCUAUUUCCCCUGACGUCUUGAAUCCCCUCAGAGGUUACGUGUCUCUGCCUCAGGUCACUUUCGGCCGCAGAAGAUGGGACAUACCGGAUUCGGAGAGUUCGGUUUUGGCGUCAACAGCUAAUGAAUUGAGGAGAGACGUAUACGGCACUCCUGUAAAUCCUGAAAAAUUGAAAGCUGCUGGUGAAGGGCUUCAACAUAUUGGAAAAGCAUUUGCAGCCGCUACUAUUAUCAUAUUUGGCUCAGCCACUUUGGUUUUUGGAGCGGCAGCCUCAAAACUUGACAUGCGCAAUGCCGAUGAUAUAAGAAUGAAAGGAAAAGAUCUUUUUCAGCCAAAACUGGAGUCAAUGAAGGCACAAGUAGAUCCCCUAAGAACUUGGGCGGAAAACAUGUCGAAGAAGUACCAUUUUGAAAAUAACGAUGGUACUAUCAAGGAGAAACCAAUCUUGAAGGAGCUUUCGAGAAUUCUUGGACCCAAAUCUUAAAAGGCUGAGGCUUUGGAUAAACGACAAACGUUUUAUUAUAUGAACAGAGAAAAGCCAAGCAGGAGUUUUUCUAUAUGUAUGUGAGAUGGAAUAAGAUCUUAGUAAAGUAUCAGAUUGUGCUGUAUCAAUGUUUGUUAGUAAAUUGAUGGAGUGAUAAAGCUUUUGUAUAAAUAAAGUUUUUAUUAGUUUCAGUGUUACUCUUGGAGUCGGAUUCAGAUCAGGCCGAUUUGCGUUGCAGACAGGGGUUGAAUAGAUACAUUACGAAGUUAUGCAAAAAAUUGUAAACGUUAUAAUAAAUAAGAGUUGUUAUGUAAUUUGUUUGCUCCGACGAGUAAAAAUUUCAA